Thlaspi arvense is the source of this 1023-nucleotide messenger RNA. Lineage: Eukaryota; Viridiplantae; Streptophyta; Magnoliopsida; Brassicales; Brassicaceae. The record is from the annotation of a GenBank genome assembly.
AUGGCGUGGAGGUACUUUAACAAAGAUGUUGUGCCGUUUGCUGCAAUGUUUGUGGUGGAGUGUACAACGGUUGGUGCAUACACACUGUUCAAGGCUGCAACCUUAAGAGGAUUAAGCUUCUAUGUCUUUGUCUGCUACUCUUUUGGUGUUGCUACACUUGUCCUUCUUCCUCUUUCCCUCAUCUUUGGAAGAUCAAGAAGAUUGCCUUCAGCGAAGUCUCCUCUCUUCUUCAAGAUUUUCUUACUUGGGCUCCUCGGGGUUGUGUUGCGUAUAGCUGGAGCUAAAGGUAUAGAAUCUAGUUCUCCUACUCUUGCUUCUGCUAUCAGCACCCUCACGCCAGCUUUCACAUUCAUGCUCGCCGUUAUUUUCAGGAUGGAGAAAGUAGUGUUAAGGAGCUCCACGUCUCAGGCUAAAAUCAUUGGCACUAUAGUAUCUAUAUCUGGUGCUCUUGUUGUUGUUCUUUAUAAAGGCCCAAAGGUUCUCUCUUUAACAUCUUCAUCACAUAUUAUUUCGCUUCACCAGAAUUUGACUUCACCCGAGUCAAGCUGGAUAAUCGGAGGCCUCUUGCUUGCUUCACAGUAUUUCCUUAUAUCAGUCUGGUAUAUUAUUCAGACUAGGGUCAUGGAGGUAUACCCUGAAGAAAUAAACGUGGUCUUCUUGUACAACUUAUUUGGAACGCUAAUCUCAGCACCAGUAUGUUUCUUUGCGGAAAGCAACGUGGCUUCUUGGGUGCUUAAGCCAGAUAUUUCACUUGUUGCAAUCAUAUACUCGGGUCCGGUCUACAUAUCCUUGUUUAGGCCAUUGUCUAUUGCCAUUGCAGUCGCCAUGGGUGCUAUAUUCCUCGGCGAUGCACUUCACAUUGGAAGUGUCAUUGGAUCAGUGAUCUUGUGCUUUGGAUUCUACACUGUGAUUUGGGGCAAAGCAAAAGAGGCUGCAACCAAAAGUUUUGCUGGUUCUGAGCAUUCACCGUUGUUGCUCACGCACGCCGUAGAAGAUGAAGGCGUUUGGUUAAGAUAUGAGUGA